Messenger RNA from Iphiclides podalirius (scarce swallowtail), 366 nucleotides. NCBI's taxonomy places the organism in Eukaryota, Metazoa, Arthropoda, Insecta, Lepidoptera, Papilionidae. The record is from the annotation of a GenBank genome assembly.
AUGUCACGCGUACAAACACUUAGAUCCACGACCCCCGACGUCGAAGCCAAAGAGCACACAGUAUGCGCCACGGAGUCCAUAACAAUUUAUAAAGAUUCCACCCCCGCAAGUGUGGUACCUGAGCAGCGGCGCGGGCAGCCAGCGGCGCCGCACGUCGGCCAGCUGCAGCGCGCGGGCCCGCAGCUCUGCGCGCAGGGGCGCCUCCGCGGCCCGCAGGCGCGCGGCGCGGCCCGCCAAGCGCACGCGCGCGCCCUCUGCCCGCACCCGCGCCCUACCGCCCCUUCUCUAUACUCUCUGACGUGUAAAGGCCCCUUCCACAUUGGACCAACGCAUUGGGCCAAUGCAUUUCACCAACGUGGAGAGGGC